UAGAAAUGGAGUACUAUACCAAAUGUCAAUGCAAACACUCUAUAGACCAAUUUAUAUGGAAAGAAAUACGGCAUAAAACAUGUAUAAAAAGCAAAAGGAAGCAAGAACAAGCAGAUAAUAUGUUAUCUAAUAUAAUAACACAUUCAUUAGAUAAUUAUGAAUUAAAUUCCCAAGAUAGCUUUGAAAUCUUUUCUGAAGAAAGCUUUGCACAAGAUAUG
Dentiscutata erythropus is the source of this 218-nucleotide messenger RNA. The record is from the annotation of a GenBank genome assembly. Lineage: Eukaryota; Fungi; Glomeromycota; Glomeromycetes; Diversisporales; Gigasporaceae.